CAUAGCUAUAGCAGUGGGAUAUGGCAACAGCUUCAAGUGAUAUGAAAAAGAGAGGCUACCUGUACAAGCUACCAGUAUCAGGAGGCGUUAUAAAGGUAUGGAGCAAGAGGUGGGCAGUCCUUCGCUCUACUUCUCAUGAUGGUGUGGUGAGACUGGAGUAUUAUGAUAAAGAAGAGAAUGAGGCCAAGGGAGAGAACAGGAGAGUCAUCAUACUGAGGAAUAGCACUGGUUGCUGUGAGACUACUGAUUACAAGAGGACAAAGCCUCACGCCUUCCAGUUCUCAAGUAGCAUAGGUCAUCAUGUCUUCUCUACUGACUCUAAGACAGAUCUUGAUGACUGGAUUGACUCCAUUAACGAUGCCAUACAACAAGACAAAAAACUACAAAGGAAGAAGAGCAAAUCCAAAACAAAAAUGGCAGAAGCAGCAAGAUCAAUCACUACUCUCCAUUCAACUGAGAGAAGCACAAGUGCCAGUAGCAUAGGCAGUACAGGAUCAAAUGUUCCUCAUCCAACAACACUCAUGGGUGUAUAUCAAGUAGUUAUUGAUGAUAAUGAUUUCUCAAGUCAAUUAGGAGCUCAUGGUAAUUGCCAGAUGAACGUUGGACCCAGAGGACUCAAACUAGUCUCUGAUGCUACAGGAUCUACAAUUGGUGCUUGGCAUUACAAGAGAAUACGCUCAUACUCAAAAUCAGCAAACCGUCAGGUCAUACUUGACAUAGGGGGAACCAAGGAUGGGUCUCCUGGUGGAAGGCUAGUUCUUUCCUCUGGUUCUUCGAAAGAAAUGUUCAGUAUGAUUCAUAGGAACAUUAAACUGCUACGAAAUAUGAGAGAGAAGGCAUUAGCAGAGAAAGAGAGAAGCGAAGCAGCUGAAGUAAAAGAAAGAGUAAAGACAAAAGAGCAGCAGCAACAGCAGCAAGAUCAUAGUAAAAGAUCAAGUCUUGUAAGUAGACCAAGAAGCAUGGCUUAUGAGCUCCAACAAGGAGAUCAAAACAAAAGAGUAUCAUAUCCUUCUUUUGCUGAGCAGCAAACGGUCGGCAGUGAUCUCAUUCAGCUUGAGGGAUUUACAGAUGGUUUGGAAGACGAUGAAGACUUUCAACAAUUCCUCGAUAGUCUUGAUCCACUGAUGCAGCCUGUACUGGAAAGUGUCAAUGAGCUAACUAGUGAAGUGUAUGAUUCACCAAGCGACUGUCUACCUCCUCCUCCUCUUCCUCCCCCCAGGCCUACUCAAUCCAAUUCUUCCAUCACGACAAAUCCAUUUGUGGGACCUCAAGGCCAACAGUCUCCAGAUAAUGCAUCAAAUCCAUUUGUGAAUGUUGAUCCAUUCAAUACUUCACCACAAGGAAGUUUCUAUAAUUCCAAGGAAGACAUUUUUGAGAACUUUGACAGUGGAGGAGGACAAAAGACUAGCACUCCAAGCAAAUCUGCCAGCAACAACCCAUUCCUUGCUCCAGGUGUGGCACCUGAGGCUAAAACUGGAAGUAAGAAUCCUUUUGCCAUGGCUAACACAUCACUUGAAAAUGAGCUAAAGGAAUUGGAGAAUCCUGAGAAACACACAUACGCCAAACCUGUCAAGCCAGCAAAGAAAAUGAGUCAACAGGAAUUUGAUAAAGUAUGGAAGGACAUUACAGCAGACUUGCAAUUACCACCAAAUUAAUAAUAAUAAUAAUAAUAAUAAUAAUAAUAAUAAUAAUAACAAUGAGGAUUGCAUGCACAUACAUGUAAUUAAUUGUAUUUAUUUAUUAUUUACAUACGCUAUAUGUUAUGCACGUACAGUUUAACUUUGUUUCUUCCUAUUCUUUUAUGUCAAUAAUGAAAUUUAACUUUUUUUGCUUUA
Amphimedon queenslandica is the source of this 1835-nucleotide messenger RNA. RefSeq lists its product as uncharacterized. Gene Ontology annotation, cellular component: cytoplasm. Lineage: Eukaryota; Metazoa; Porifera; Demospongiae; Haplosclerida; Niphatidae. Gene Ontology annotation, biological process: cell surface receptor protein tyrosine kinase signaling pathway. The record is from RefSeq and is a predicted model, not a curated record. Bases 21 to 1655 code for a protein of 544 amino acids. The transcript is spliced from 4 exons.